Molecule: messenger RNA, 2968 nt
Organism: Pezoporus occidentalis (night parrot)
Lineage: Eukaryota; Metazoa; Chordata; Aves; Psittaciformes; Psittacidae
Gene: ESRP1
Product: epithelial splicing regulatory protein 1
Exons: 13
Coding region: 71-1894 (607 amino acids)
Molecular function (GO): mRNA binding
Source: RefSeq, a predicted model, not a curated record
CUUUUCGUUUUCUCUCCCCACCUUUCCCCGUUUCCCCCUUUCUUAUUCUUCCCGCUGGCCCGGUGGCACCAUGACGGCAUCUCCCGACUACUUGGUGAUCCUCUUCGUGACCACGUCUGGAAACAACGGGUCAAGGCUGGGCUCGGAUGAGCGGGAGCUGCUCCAGCUCCUGUGGAAAGUGGUCGACCUGAGGAGUAAGGAGCUGGGGCACCUGCAUGAUGUGCUGGUCCGGCCUGACCACCUGGAGCUGACAGCUGAGUGCCAGGAGAUCACCCAAGUGGAUGUGGAGAGCCUGACACUGGCUCCACCGCUGGAGCAGGCUUUGAGACAGUUUAAUCAAUCUGUGAGCAAUGAAUUGAACAUUGGUGUAGGUACUUCGUUCUGUUUCUGUACUGAUGGGCAGCUGCACAUUAGGCAAGUUCUGCAUCCUGAAGCUUCCAAGAAGAAUAUCUUGCUGCCUGAAUGCUUCUACUCCUUUUUUGACUUGCGUAAGGAGUUCAAGAAGUGUUGCCCUGGCUCACCUGAUGUUAGCAAACUGGAUGUUGCAGCCAUGAUAGAAUAUUUAAAUCUUGACAAGAACAGUCCAGCGUUUCCCUAUGGAGCCUCUCAAGUUGAAGAUAUGGGGAAUAUUAUUUUAACACUAAUAUCUGAACCAUACAACCACAGAUUUUCAGAUCCAGAAAGAGUAAACUACAAGUUUGAAAGUGGGCCAUGCAGCAAGAUGGAACUUGUGGAUGACAAUGCUGUUAUCCGAGCAAGAGGAUUGCCCUGGCAGUCAUCUGACCAGGACAUAGCAAGAUUCUUCAAAGGCCUAAAUAUUGCCAAGGGAGGUGCUGCUGUCUGUCUUAAUGCCCAAGGUAGGAGGAAUGGGGAGGCUCUCGUGAGGUUCGUAAGUGAAGAGCAUAGAGAUCUAGCCCUACAAAGGCACAAGCAUCACAUGGGAAAUCGAUACAUUGAGGUAUACAAGGCAACAGGUGAAGACUUCCUUAAAAUUGCAGGAGGUACUUCCAAUGAGGUUGCACAGUUCUUGUCAAAAGAAAACCAAGUGAUUGUCAGGAUGCGAGGUCUUCCUUUCAACGUUACAACAGAAGAAGUGCUGACAUUCUUUGGCCAACACUGCCCAGUAACAGGAGGAAAGGAAGGAGUCCUGUUUGUCACAUACCCUGAUAGCAGGCCAACAGGGGAUGCCUUUGUAUUGUUUGCUUGUGAGGAAUAUGCACAAAAUGCACUGAAAAAGCAUAAGGACUUGCUGGGGAAAAGGUACAUUGAACUCUUCAGGAGCACUGCAGCAGAAGUUCAGCAGGUGCUGAACAGGUACUCUUCCACGCCUCUCAUUCCUCUCCCAACACCUCCUAUUCUUCCAGUAUUACCUCAACAAUUUGUGCCUCCCACUAAUGUCAGAGACUGCAUACGUUUGCGUGGUCUUCCCUAUGCUGCUACUAUAAGGGACAUCCUGGAGUUCUUGGGAGAGUUUUCUACAGAUAUUAGGACCCAUGGAGUUCAUAUGGUACUAAAUCACCAGGGACGUCCAUCGGGAGAUGCUUUUAUUCAGAUGAAAUCUGCAGACCGAGCUUUUCUGGCUGCACAGAAGUGUCAUAAGAAGACUAUGAAGGACAGAUAUGUUGAAGUCUUUCAAUGCUCUACUGAGGAGAUGAACUUUGUAUUAAUGGGGGGCACUUUAAAUCGAAAUGGCUUGUCCCCACCACCAUGUAAGUUACCAUGCCUUUCACCCCCUUCUUACUCCUUUCCGGCUCCCACUGCAGUUGUGCCAACAGAAGCUGCUCUGUAUCAGCCAUCUAUGCUCCUGAACCCACGAACACUCCAGCCCUCCACGGCGUACUACCCUGCUGGGGCUCAGCUCUUCAUGAACUACACAGCGUACUACCCCAGGUAAAGCAGAGGAGAAACCAAGCAGGAGCAAAGAAGUCUUUUUUGCAGCAAAUGCACAAAGCUCACAAAAGAACAUUGUCUGCCACGCUAAAGGCUUGUGCUACCAAGAGCAGCUUGUUCGGUAUCUUGUUCAGGGAAACAAUUUCAGGAUAUCUAGGAAUUUCCUAAGUUUUAGAGUAUGUCAGGUAGUAAUAAAUUUUUAUUUUUUUUUUUUUAACAAGUUACACAGUUACAUUGGGAUUUUUUUGUUGCUGUUUUGUUUUGCUUUCACCUAACAUGCCUCUUAAACUUGUUACCUUGCAUUGUUGUGCCCUCAGUGGGAGUUGGUGUGUGGAUAGGGACACCCUUCCCAUGUCCAUAAAGAAGACCUUGGCCCUCUUUAGAAUGGGUGGAUUGGGGUCUGUUCUAACAACUUCUGAAAUUCUGCCUCCAUUUUUUGUAAUAAAGUAACUUUUGACCUUUAUGGUCGAAACUUUAUUAUUUAUGGAAGUACUGUAUUAACAUGUAUAUGUAGUGAAUGCAUAUGUAAAGCAUAUAGAGGUAUACAUUGUUCCUGACCUCAGAAACACUUCUCAUGAAGGGCUUUUAGUUCUUCUGGAUGUAUUAGCUAUCUUCUACAUAACAAAAACUCCUGAUACCAUUUGCUCUCUGCAGUCAUGAGGCCUUGGGAAGAGCAAUGCUCCCUGCAAGCCAUAAACCACUCCAUCUGUCAGGAAAACCUGCUCAGCUCUUCUAAUAGAUUCUGACCAGUGCCUUUUGUCUCUGGAGAAGGGCCCAAAAAGCUACUUGUGAAGUUGUUGAGCAAUAUGGACUCUCUAGUACCUGUAAGAUAACAAUGGUUUUAUUACUUUACACUAAACCAGAAUGUCUGUGAGCUGCCUAUUGUGAUUUUUGUUGUUUUGGGGUUUGUUUUUUGUUUGUUUUUUUUUUAAUUAAAAUGUGCUCUUCACUCAUGAGUUAACUUCUACAAUGCCUUCAAUGUCUGUCUUAAGGUUAUAAUCAUGUUACUAAACUCAGCCUCUUUAAUGUAAGAUCAAGAAAAAUAAACUUCUAAACCUGCACUGGCAAUAUAAAACAA